AUGGAGAAGAAUUACUUUGUGCAGAGCACCACCGCCCACCGCCAGUGGACCCUCCGCAGCCUCCUUAAACCCAUAAUUUCUCGUGAAGAAUUCAGAAAUCAUCCUGCGAUUAAACUCAAAUUCAUAAAUCACGUACAGUACAUCCAUCUUUUAACCAGGGGGAUUACUAAAUUCUUAUUGUCAUGGGUGCUUCAGAAGCAGCCCUGCAAAUUCUGUCUGGAACAUUUGCACCGCAGAGAGAAGAAAAAAACCCAGUCAGAGUCCUUUCGUUGCAAAUGCAGCCAGACUGAAAAUAAUAGGGAGGCUUUUCUAGAAGAUGGAAGUGGGAGAUUGGUGAAUGGUCUGGCCAAUAACCUGAAUUUUCAAAAUGUUUUGGGGCAGCCUUUGAAAAAUGAAAAUGGAAAUCUUUUAUCAGAUGAUGGGUUGACAGCUCCUACAUCAAAUAUAUUUGGGGCAAAUUCUAUUGAGGAUGAAGCAUGGACUUUGUUGCAUGCGUCCAUCGUCCAUUAUUGUGGCAAUCCAGUUGGCACCAUUGCUGCCAAUGAUCCAAGUAACUCAAACACGCUCAACUAUGAUCAAGUGUUUAUCCGUGAUUUCAUACCAUCUGGGAUUGCUUUCCUAUUAAAAGGAGACUACGAAAUCGUUCGGAACUUCAUCCUUCACACUCUUCAGUUGCAGAGCUGGGAGAAAACCAUGGAUUGCCAUAGUCCUGGACAAGGAUUGAUGCCAGCAAGCUUCAAAGUGCGUACAGUUCCACUUGAUGGUGAUGAGGAUGCAACUGAAGAGGUCUUAGAUCCCGACUUUGGCGAGGCAGCAAUUGGUCGGGUUGCACCAGUUGAUUCUGGUUUGUGGUGGAUCAUAUUAUUACGGGCAUAUGGAAAAUGCUCUGGAGACACUUCAGUUCAGGAAAGAAUUGAUGUGCAAACUGGAAUCAAGAUGAUAUUAAAGCUUUGUUUGGCAGAUGGUUUUGACAUGUUUCCAACUCUGUUAGUGACAGAUGGUUCGUGCAUGAUAGAUCGUCGCAUGGGUAUUCAUGGUCACCCACUGGAAAUUCAGGCAUUAUUCUAUUCAGCUCUACUCUGUUCCCGUGAGAUGCUUACUCCAGAGGAAGCAUCAGCCGACCUUUUCAGGGCACUUAACAAUCGUCUAGUAGCCAUGUCGUUCCACAUCAGGGAGUACUAUUGGAUUGACAUGAAGAAAUUAAAUGAAAUCUAUCGUUAUAAGACAGAGGAGUACUCCUUUGAUGCAGUUAACAAGUUCAACAUCUAUCCUGAUCAGAUUCCUCCCUGGCUUGUGGAGUGGAUGCCCCGCAGAGGAGGCUAUCUUAUUGGAAACCUACAACCAGCUCAUAUGGACUUCCGUUUUUUUUCACUUGGCAACCUUUGGGCUAUAAUAAGCAGUCUUGCAACCACAGAUCAGUCACACGCAAUACUAGAUUUUAUUGACGCCAAAUGGUCAGAUCUAGUGGCUGGCAUGCCACUGAAGAUUUGUUACCCUGCUCUUGAGGGCGAGGAAUGGCGAAUUAUUACAGGCAGUGAUCCAAAGAACACUCCUUGGUCUUACCACAAUGGAGGCUCCUGGCCAACUUUGCUCUGGCAGCUGACUGUGGCGUGCAUAAAAAUGAAGAGACCAGAGAUUGCUGAAAAAGCAAUCAAGGUUGCCGAGAGACGUAUAGCUACAGACAAGUGGCCUGAAUAUUAUGACACCAAAGGAGCUAGAUUCAUUGGGAAACAGGCACGCCAUUUUCAGACUUGGUCUAUUGCAGGAUAUCUAGUGGCAAAACUACUCAUCGCCAACCCUAAUGCAGCUAACAUGUUAGUUAACGUUGAGGAUGCAGAGCUCAUGAAUGCCCUUUCUUUCGCUCUAACUGCUAAUCCAAGGAGAAAGCGUUUGCGCAAAGGGCCAAAACAGUCCUUCAUUAUAUGA
Fraxinus pennsylvanica is the source of this 1926-nucleotide messenger RNA. Lineage: Eukaryota; Viridiplantae; Streptophyta; Magnoliopsida; Lamiales; Oleaceae. The record is from the annotation of a GenBank genome assembly.